Messenger RNA from Myotis myotis, 3042 nucleotides. RefSeq names its product speckle type BTB/POZ protein (gene SPOP). Gene Ontology annotation, biological process: regulation of proteolysis; proteasome-mediated ubiquitin-dependent protein catabolic process. Bases 310 to 1215 code for a protein of 301 amino acids. The transcript has 10 exons. Gene Ontology annotation, cellular component: cytoplasm; nucleus. Gene Ontology annotation, molecular function: ubiquitin protein ligase binding. Lineage: Eukaryota; Metazoa; Chordata; Mammalia; Chiroptera; Vespertilionidae. The record is from RefSeq and is a predicted model, not a curated record.
UUGACGUGCUGACGCCACGACGCCCCGGCCGGUGUGUGUCCGGGUGUGUGUGUGUGUGUGAGUGUGUGAGUGUGCGCGUUCCGAGUGUGUGUGUAUUUGUGUAUCGGCGGUCCCGCAGGUCCCGGAUGUUGCGGACAGUAUGAGGCGAGCGCAGGGGGACGGGGACCAGCAGCUGUCGCCGCCGCUCUGAGAGAUUUCCUGUUAGACAAGACAGAUUGGUCUUCCUACUACUGACUUAACUUGGGUGAAGAGAAAACAGAAAUCUUUGUCCUCUGACUUUGGAAAUCUUGUUUAACCUUCAAACUGGCGAUGUCAAGGGUUCCAAGUCCUCCACCUCCGGCAGAAAUGUCGAGUGGCCCUGUAGCUGAGAGCUGGUGCUACACACAGAUCAAGGUAGUGAAAUUCUCCUACAUGUGGACCAUCAAUAACUUUAGCUUUUGCCGGGAGGAAAUGGGUGAAGUCAUUAAAAGCUCAACCUUUUCAUCAGGAGCCAAUGAUAAACUGAAAUGGUGUUUGAGAGUAAACCCAAAAGGGUUAGAUGAAGAAAGCAAAGAUUACCUGUCACUUUACCUGUUACUGGUUAGCUGUCCAAAGAGUGAAGUUCGGGCAAAAUUCAAAUUCUCCAUCCUGAAUGCCAAGGGAGAAGAAACCAAAGCUAUGGAGAGUCAACGGGCAUAUAGGUUUGUGCAAGGCAAAGACUGGGGAUUCAAAAAAUUCAUCCGUAGAGAUUUUCUCUUGGAUGAAGCCAACGGGCUUCUCCCUGAUGACAAGCUUACCCUCUUCUGUGAGGUGAGUGUGGUGCAAGAUUCCGUCAACAUUUCUGGCCAGAAUACCAUGAAUAUGGUGAAGGUUCCCGAGUGCCGGUUGGCAGAUGAGUUAGGAGGACUUUGGGAGAAUUCCCGGUUCACAGACUGUUGUUUGUGUGUUGCUGGCCAGGAAUUCCAGGCUCACAAAGCUAUCUUAGCAGCUCGUUCUCCAGUUUUUAGUGCCAUGUUUGAACAUGAAAUGGAGGAGAGCAAAAAGAAUCGGGUUGAAAUCAAUGAUGUGGAGCCUGAAGUUUUUAAGGAAAUGAUGUGCUUCAUUUACACGGGGAAAGCUCCAAACCUGGACAAAAUGGCUGAUGAUUUGCUGGCAGCUGCUGACAAGCAGUCACUUGGUGCUUACACACAGGCGUUUAUCUUCCUCUCAUCUUCUAGCUCCCAUAAAGGUGAGUAGCAUUGAAAGGCCCACUUUUUAGACAGAAAUACUAAGGCUCAGAGUUGUAUAUUCUUAGAGCCAGGGUUAGACAUAUGUGUCCCUGGGUUUUCAUUUCUGCUCCUCAACCAGAGAACUUACUGGGCACUCACUACUAUAAGAGCUCAGAGCAUAGGGAUCAGCCUGAAGUGACAUUCUAAGAAUGGUAUUUUCGGUACAUUGUGUUAAGCUGGGAUUUUAAAAGCUAAAGCAGUUGAAUCACAGCAAUACUUUAAAUUUAUGAAUGAGAAAUAACUGAAGGGUGUGUUUUCAAAUUCCAUUCAGAAUUUCCCAUUAGACACUCCUUGCUUCAAGCUUAUUGGAAAAUAUUCUUACCUUUAUACCUCCUUGUAAGCGUCAGGAAAACAGAAUAAGAAAUCUUUCAUGGAAGGAUCUAGACCUCUAGAAUUUACCCAAGAGACUGCAACAGCUUCUUCUGAGCUUUCCCAGUCUCCUGGGGACAUGUGUAAUUAGACCAAAAACAAAACAAAACACGUUGGCCAGGCCGGGAGACACAAUUUCAAUCUCUCGGGUAAGUACUGCCAUUAGGCAGGUUUUUCAGAAGUAUAAUUAAGAAAAAAACUUGGUCCCCCAAGGGACAGCAGUGGCUACUUUUGUCUAAUUAUGCAGUAGGGAUCAGAGCUAUUCACAGCAAAAGUCCUUUUAAAAGAAAGUAUUGAGAAAGGAUAAGAGGAAUAUUCUGUGCAGCACUGUGUAAAAACUGAACAUUUACCAAACCUUUCCCAGCCUUUUAAAACAAAAACCUAAUUUCUUGCUUGUCUAGUGUCAUUCCUGUUUUCCAUGGAAACUGUUUUCCAGUUACUCAAAUGUAAAAAUUAAAGCUGUACCAAAACCAAUAAAAUUCUCUUUUUGCUGCAGGAGAUCAAAGUGCCAGCAGAUAUGCCUCCUCACCCAGAAUUCAUAAAAAUAAAAUUGGCCUGGUUUGAUGGCCAUGAUUCAGCUUAGAGGAAUAUUAUGCCACUGAGUUCUGAGGCUCCUUAAGAUGGGACCUGUAGGGAGACUGGAGACCCCCAACCAAACCCCUUUCCUGUGAACUGAUGAAUGACAUUUUAUUUUGUGCCUCCUUUUUAUGCCUUCCUCCUCCUUGUCCUUGAAGUUCCUUAGUAAGUUCAUAAUCUCAUAUUUGAGAGCAAGGAGUACAGUUGCGUCAAAACAAAUCAACUAAAUGAAAUGUGCCCAAUAUUAACCUAGACUUUCAUUUACAAAAUAUUUAUACCCUUUACUUGGAAGAAGUUUUAGACUGAAACUGGAUCCCAGGGUCUUUGUUGCUUUGUUUUUCUACCCUGAGAAUCUUAACCUCAACCCCAAUAAAAUAGGACUCCAUUUACCCUCUGUUUGAAAGGAGGCUGGGGUUGACCCUCAUUCAGGAACAGCUCGUGGCAGAGAUGCUGGUGAAAGCACCACAGGCUCCUUUCCACAGCCCAGUGGGCCAGUCAGGAUAUCCUGCCAGGCCGGUGACCGUGCUUCACCCUAGAGCGGCUCCGAAUGAAAGGACUGCAGACACUGAACAUGUCAUGUCCCUGGUGACCCGAAGCAGAGUGAUCUGUCAUUGUGAGGGUAGGGAGUGAUGGUUUAAGAAACACUUGAAUAAUAUCGGGACAGGGUAAACGUGAGGAUGUGGGUCUAUUUCAUAAUUGCCCUUUUUCUCCUAGGUACACUGUAGAACUGGAGUGGUAGGUAUGCACGUUAUUUUAGCUGUCUUCAUCUCAGCAUUUGGAGUAUGGUUAUGUUUUACAAUUACAGUCGUAGCCUUCUCACUGAAUGCGCGAUUUGUUCAUGUCUCCGUUA